Molecule: messenger RNA, 870 nt
Organism: Xenopus laevis (African clawed frog)
Lineage: Eukaryota; Metazoa; Chordata; Amphibia; Anura; Pipidae
Product: protein kinase C delta type-like
Exons: 5
Coding region: 14-814 (266 amino acids)
Source: RefSeq, a predicted model, not a curated record
CUACGCAGCUGAAAUGGUGUGUGCCCUCCAGUUUCUCCACUGUAAUGGGAUUAUCCACCGGGAUGUCAAACCAGCUAAUGUCCUAGUGACCAGCGAGGGACAUGUAAAGGUUUGCGACUUUGGACUGGCGGUUGAGGGCAUAUUUGAAAAUGUGAAAGCCAGAGGAAUUGCAGGAACGGUUCGCUACAUGGCCCCAGAGGUCAUUUUAGAAGAGCAAUAUGAUGCAGGAAUAGACUGGUGGUCACUAGGCAUCAUACUAUAUGAGAUGGCCACCAAAUGCUAUCCUUUCUAUGAAAGCAGUGACGAAUUUGAAUGCAUGGAAGCCAUUCUCUGUGAGGAUCCCUACAUUCCAGAAUGGCUCAGUGAAGAUCUGCAAAAUCUCCUGCAACAACUUCUCAAGAAAGAUCCUGAGAAGAGACUUGGCUGCAAUGGCAACAUUCGGGAGCACCCAUUUUUUCAUUCAAUCGAUUGGGUGCAACUAGAAAAGCAGAAUGUGCCACCCCCUUCUGUCCCAAUGCCAUCAGUGGAUUUCGACGAGACAUAUGAAAAGCCUCUGUCGUUUUUGCAGUCCAUAAAACACAACAUCUCUUCAAGAAACGACAUACUGGAAUCCCAACUGGAGCAACCAAGCCAUUUCGCUAUCCAGCCUUACCCUGCAUAUUGGCCUAAUUUCAGCCACUACCAACACCCGUUACCAUCAGUUCCUGUUUCUUCUCUUUAUCACCAUUUAAGUCCUGUCAUCAGUCCCCCACCAGUUCCUGCCUUAUUCCCAUCAUCCCAUCACCACCAUGACCUGCCUUUUAAUUUUUAUUAACACCCCUUGGACUUUUCCAUCACCCCUGCCUCUGGCUAGUUAUAUUGAUCCACACU